AUGUCGGACCCGGCGACGCAGGCCUUGCAACCCCGGCUUCUCCAAGCCCAGACUGCUGGGUCAGCUGGGUCCAGUACCGCCGCGACAGGCUCCGGGUCAGGGAACAGCGACCCGGCAAGACCGGGACUCAGCCAACAGCAACGUGCGAGCCAGAAGAAAGCCCAAGUCCGAGCUUUCCCACGGGCGAAAAAGCUCGAGAAACUUGGCGUAUUCUCCGCAUGCAAGACUAGUGACACAUGCAAGUGCAAUGGAUGGAAAAACCCAAACCCCCCAUCAGCCACACGUCUGGACCUGCAGCAGCAAGCGGCCAGCCUGAGCGAGCCGUGCCGCAGCUGUGGACAUGCUCUGGCUGACCAUGUGUCCCACCUGGAGAAUGUGUCUGAGGAUGAGAUUAACAGGCUGCUGGGGAUGGUGGUGGAUGUGGAGAACCUGUUUAUGUCUGUGCACAAAGAGGAGGACACUGACACCAAACAGGUCUACUUUUACCUUUUCAAGCUACUGAGGAAAUGCAUUCUCCAGAUGAGCCAGCCAGUCGUAGAGGGAUCCCUUGGAAGUCCACCCUUUGAAAAGCCCAACAUUGAGCAGGGGGUUUUGAAUUUUGUCCAGUACAAGUUCAGCCACCUGGCACCAAAGGAAAGGCAAACCAUGUUUGAGCUGUCAAAGAUGUUCCUCUUGUGUCUGAAUUACUGGAAGCUGGAGACGCCAACGCAGUAUCGCCAGCGUAUCCAGAAAGAUGAUGGGACAGCAUACAAAGUGGACUACACGAGGUGGCUGUGCUACUGCCACGUCCCCCAGAGUAACGACAGCCUCCCGCGCUAUGAAACCACUCAGGUGUUCGGACGCAGCCUGCUCAAGUCCAUCUUCACUGUGACCCGACGCCAGCUCCUGGAGAAGUUCAGAGUGGAGAAGGACAAGCUGCUCCCAGAGAAACGCACACUCAUCCUCACACACUUUCCCAAGUUCUUGUCCAUGCUGGAGGAGGAAAUCUAUGGGGACGGUUCCCCGAUCUGGGAGGCUGACUUUACCAUGCCGGCCUCCGAGGGCACACCGCUGGGCCAUCAGACAGUGAUCAGUCCCUCUGCGGUGUCCGGCUCCCCCGCGCUGCCCAAGGGUCUGGGCAGCAUCUCCUCUCUGGGCAGCACGGACACUGGAGCUGCCGAGCCCAUCACAGGAGAGAAACGCAAACUUCCGGAGGCGUUGACCCUGGAGGAUGCCAAGCGGAUCCGUGUGAUGGGAGACAUUCCAAUGGAGCUGGUCAAUGAAGUCAUGAUGACGAUCACUGACCCGGCUGCGAUGCUCGGACCAGAGACAAAUCUUCUGACUCCAAACGCCGCCCGUGACGAGACUGCCAGGCUGGAGGAGAGGCGGGGGAUCAUCGAGUUCCACGUGAUUGGAAACUCGCUCUCUCAGAAGUCCAACAAGAAGAUCCUGAUGUGGCUGGUCGGCCUGCAGAAUGUCUUCUCUCAUCAAUUACCUCGCAUGCCCAAAGAGUACAUCACCCGCCUGGUGUUCGACCCGAAGCACAAGACCCUCGCCCUCAUCAAAGAUGGCCGCGUCAUCGGCGGCAUCUGCUUUCGGAUGUUUCCCACUCAGGGCUUCACGGAGAUCGUCUUCUGUGCCGUCACAUCCAAUGAGCAAGUUAAGGGCUACGGUACCCACCUGAUGAACCACCUGAAGGAGUACCACAUCAAACACAACAUCCUCUAUUUCCUCACUUACGCUGACGAGUACGCCAUCGGCUACUUCAAGAAGCAGGGCUUUUCCAAAGAUAUCAAAGUGCCCAAGAGUCGAUACCUGGGAUACAUCAAAGACUACGAGGGAGCGACCCUCAUGGAGUGUGAGCUGAACCCGAGGAUCCCCUACACCGAGCUCUCUCAUAUCAUUAAAAGACAGAAGGAGAUUAUUAAAAAGCUGAUAGAGAGGAAACAGAUCCAGAUCCGGAAGGUUUACCCCGGUCUCACCUGCUUCAAAGAGGGCGUGCGGCAGAUCCCGGUGGAGAGCAUUCCAGGCAUAAGAGAGACGGGAUGGAAACCCAGUAACAAGGACAAAGGAAAAGAGAUGAAGGACCCUGACAUGUUAUACAACAUGUUAAAGAACCUCCUGGCCCAGAUAAAGACUCAUCCUGAUGCCUGGCCCUUCAUGGAACCAGUGAAGAAAUCGGAGGCUCCAGAUUACUACGAGAUCAUCCGCUUUCCCAUCGACCUGAAGACCAUGACGGAGAGACUUAAGAAUAGAUACUAUGUGACCAAGAAGCUUUUCAUUGCCGACCUGCAGCGAAUCAUCACCAACUGCCGCGAGUACAACCCUCCGGAUAGCGAGUACUGCAAGAGCGCCAACACCUUGGAGAAGUUCUUCUACUUCAAACUAAAAGACGGAGGACUCAUCGAGAAGUGAAGCCCGCGGAGUUAUUUACACAUUUCUAAAGCGGACGUGGGGCAACGUUCGCUCACCCAGACGGUCAUAUCUGAGUUAAUAAAAGGGUUCGUACACGACUGGACGCGUCGGACAGACGUGACGGUUUGGUGAUGUCGGAUGGAGUUGAUCAGAGUCAGACCGGCAUUACCUUUGAGUUCGCUUCUGUCAUUUCCCUUUCCCAGAACUGGCAGCGGGUCAAGACUCUGCACACACACGUUUCAUGAAGUGUACCAAAGUUAUAGGUCCAAGUUAUAACGAUGUCACACUUUCCACCAUUAUUUAUAAGUAUGAUUGAUUUGGUUUUGUCGCAUUUAAAUGACAUUUGUUGAUUCCAGUUUGCUUCGAGCUCAAGCGGAGGUUUAUGUAGUGUAGAGUUCUUUCACAGAGAACUGGACCUCGGGACCUAAAGCCAUGUUGCCUUUCGUUGCUGACAGACACUUGAACAUCGCCGCCUUCUCCGCGGGUGCAAAGACGACCGUUCUUUGAAGGGUGAAGUCCUUAAAACACGCCACUUUGACUCUCGAGUAGUCUGGAAACGAUUUGAUUGGUCGGUUGGUGAAUAAUUAAUCUGAAACCGUUGUAAAUUGUUGAAGUGCAAAACACCAAACAUUUAAUGGUUAUAGCUCUAGUGUAUAUUAAAUAUUUUUUAGACUUGGUCUAAUUAUUUAUCAUUUAGCAACAUUAUUUUCAAGAAGAAAAUGUAUUGAUACCCGAUUAAAAGCGUUUGUUGCAUCCCUACUCUGAGUAGUUAGAGACGCUGCCAACGAUGGACUGGGCAUCAAAUAUUGAUCAAACCAUUCCCCCGAUCGCUGCCUUCAGGAAAACUUGUUUUCACGUGGACAACAACGUUGUGGAUGCGUUAUUUAUACAGUUAAUAUAAUACACACUGUUUACACAUCAUUUUCCACUGGCGGGGUUCUAUUCCAUUUAGAUGAGGUCACAUUAGUUUAGCUCUUUCCGUGCUUGCAGGUGUUCUUGAUGGUUCCGUUCUGUAGUUGGGUCACUUCCACACACACACCCGCUAAGUAGAGUAUUUAGUGUUCAGCCUCACAGGUUUACUGGAUUGUUUAUGUUGACGAGAUCUAAACAUGGUGGUUCUGGGCUUUUGGAACGAAGAUAACUGGUUUAUUUAUCGCACGACACACAACUGUGUUUUAAAGCUAGGUGGACGGGUCACCAUUUGAAUAAAUAAAAAAACAAACGUCAAACUUUUAGCCAUUGUUGUUGCAGGUUAUGUUUUUUUUUUUUUUCAGUGAGAUUUUAAUGUUUGGCCGGCGUUCGCAGUCACUUCUCUAAGCUUAGGCCUGCUUGUUGAAUGUUUCAUUGACGUGUGUGUGUGUGUGUGCGAGUGGGUUUAUUUUUUUACUUGAAUCAUGACUAGCUUUGAAUUACUAAAGUGAUGUCAGCGUUGCAUUCUUCAGGGUUGUCAAUGCCGUACUUGUCCCUCAAUCCUGUUAUGCUGCAUUUCAGAUUUUCUUAAAGUCAGUGAAGUGUCCGCCUGUUUAAGGAUGGCUGCUGUCCAGUCGCUAUUUACUGUAACUGUAAACCUGUUUCAUGACAAUAAAGUUCUUUAAAAAAAAAAAAUAGAUAUAGAAACGAACUUCAGUCACUUGAAGCUGAAGUCAGAACUGAAUCAACUUUCUGAGGAUAUCCGACCUGUCAAAAUAAAAGACCUGCAAGAAAACCUU
Molecule: messenger RNA, 4103 nt
Organism: Pseudoliparis swirei
Lineage: Eukaryota; Metazoa; Chordata; Actinopteri; Perciformes; Liparidae
Gene: kat2a
Product: K(lysine) acetyltransferase 2A
Exons: 18
Coding region: 1-2394 (797 amino acids)
Biological process (GO): positive regulation of transcription by RNA polymerase II; chromatin remodeling
Cellular component (GO): nucleus; histone acetyltransferase complex
Molecular function (GO): histone H3 acetyltransferase activity; protein binding
Source: RefSeq, a predicted model, not a curated record